AUGUACGCUGCUCGAGCGAAAAAGUUCCAGCUCAAGGAACCACCCUCCGUUCGACCGGCGCGAAACUACCUGCAAGAAUCCAGACAGCUGGCGGAAGAGUUCUGCGAGAAUACGUCCAUCCACGGUGUCAAGUAUUUUGUCGGUUCUCAGCGAGCUCUUAUCGAAAAAGUCUGGUGGAUCGCAGUUUUCCUACUGUCGCUUUACGGAUGCGGACGUUUGAUUUAUACCGUAUACAGAAAGUGGGAUAACGAACCGGUAAUCGUGACAUUUGCUCAGAAAUCAACGCCAGUGUUUCAGGUUCCGUUUCCCGCCGUUACGGUUUGCCCGGAAACCAAAGCGAAGGUGUCGGAGUUUAAUUUUACUGAGGUUUUUCAUCUGAAUUUUAACCCGCAGGCUCGCCGGACGUUAAGCAACUACCAAUUGCGUCAGUUGCAGGCUAUGCUUCAGAUAUGCGAAUUUUCCUUCAAUGAUCAAAUGUUCAACCAAACGUAUGACGACGAUUGCGUGACGCUUCUGAAGAACAUGUCCAUUCCUCAGAUGGAAAUGUUCGUCAUAUGUGGAUGGCAUACAACGUAUUUCUACUGUAGUGACGAAUUUAAGCUAAUCCUGACGGAUGUGGGUUACUGUUAUUCGUUCAACCUGUUGAGUAGUGAUGACAUUCUUCGGAAGGACCAGCUUCACACUGAAUUCGAAUACUUGUUGGAAAAUCGAUCGUCUAGCAAUUGGUCCCUAGAUGAAGGCUAUCAGGUUGGGACGGACAUAAAUACGUAUCCGCGUCGUGCCUUAGGCGCCGGUUUGAAGGCUGGCCUGAUGCUUUUAUUGAAGUCUAAUGAAAGUGAUAUGGAUUAUUUAUGCGGAAACUCUUUUCAAGGAUUCAAGUUAUUGUUGCACAUGCCAAACGAAUACCCGCAAGUUUUGAACCAACACUUCCGGGUUCCGUUAAACCAGGAGGUGACCGUGGCCGUUACUCCGCGGAUGAUCGAAACAUCUCGAAACAUUGCAUCGUACAAACCGAUUCGUCGGCAGUGUUACUUUAACAAUGAGCGCUAUCUGAAGUUUUUCCGUAUUUACACUCAAUCCAACUGCGAGUUGGAGUGCCUGGCGAACUUCACACUAAGACGCUGUGGAUGCGUUAAGUUUUCUAUGCCCCGAGCGGCACAUGUGAGAAUUUGUGGCGUUCUGAUGGAAACAUGUUACGAGAAAGCAACAGUUGAGUUGCUUGAGUUGGAAGUUAAAAUCCGGGAGGACCGACGAAUGCGUCAUGUUGAUGAAUGCAGCUGUUUACCCUCGUGUACUGCAGUUCAGUAUAAUACGGAGAUUUCUCAGGCUUCAUUUGAAUGGCAAAAGCUGCUACCGAUGGUUCCGAAGAUCCAGGAAUCAAUUCAGGGAACUCAGGUAUCGCACUUGCAAGUGUUUCUCAAGGAUUCGCAGUUUAUACCAAUCCAACGAAAUGAAUUGUUUGGACUGACUGAUUUCCUCGCGAACUGUGGAGGACUUCUGGGACUGUUUAUGGGCGUUAGUAUUCUUAGCUUCGUCGAAAUUGUCUACUAUUGCGUCAUAAAACCAGCCAUAUUAUGGGGUAAAGCGAAGCCUGAACAAAAACCGUUAAAGCCUAUCAAGACAGUUAGUCGAUCGAUUGAGUUUGAUGCUAAGAAGGUGAAUAUUCGGAAGAUCGACGGUAGUUUGGAUUACGUCUCAGUUGCUACAUGUGUGAUAUCGAUAGUAGUCACCUAUCAACAGUGGAUUUACAGUCCGGUAAUCAUUGGCUAUGAUUCCAAACUACAACCGACAUGGGCUGCUCCUUUCCCGGCGGUAACAAUUUGUCCAAUGGAUAAGGUAAAAUCGGCGUAUUUCAAUCUGACAGAAGCGUUCCUACAACUGAAACGUGGUGAAAUGUUGAACAUAUCUGAGUACAAGUUUUACGAGAUAAUUCGCGUACUGAAACAAGUUUGUCCGCUUGCGGCCCAAAUGCUAGGCCCACUAGGAGGAUUCAUGAUAUACAUUCAUCCACCAGAUGAAGUUCCUACAUUAACAACUCCCUACUACCGACUGCCUCAUGGGAGUGUGCUCAGUUUGUCGAUAAAGCCGGAGUUAACGCUUAUUUCCAAGGCAUUAAAGAAGCACCACUAUCAAAGGCGCCAAUGUUACUUCAAUGGGGAGCGAAUGUUGCGGUACUUUCAGAUCUACAAUCAAAAUAAUUGUAUCUUGGAGUGUAUUGCCAAUCGAACCCUGAUGCUGUGUGAUUGUAUUGCAUUUUCAGCUCCUAGAGGUCCAAAUGUAACGGUAUGCGAUGCCAGUAAGCAGUCGUGCUACGACAGCGCUAUAGAUGAUAUUUUUAAUCCUGAUGUUGUGGGAGCUCCAACGAAUACCCAAGCUUGGCACGAACCAUGUGGAUGUUUACCAGCUUGUACAGCUUUGAAGUACGAAGCGGAGAUCACGAGAGAACCUAUUGAAUUCGAUCAAUAUAUUACAGCUACUGGAAACUCUCAUUAUGAUUAUAAUCGUGUAGAUGUUGCUAUACUUUACGUUAGCUACAAGAGCAAAUGGAUGCUUUCGUUGAUGCGCCAAGAGCGAAUCGGAUUCACUGACCUUCUGGCAAAAUUCGGAGGACUUUUCGGUCUCAUGAUGGGUGCCAGUCUUAUAAGCUUUUUGGAAUUAGUAUAUUACUGUUUAAUCCGUCCCUGCCGGAACGAGGUCUCCGCUGGCUCUCGUGACGUCCAUCAGGUUCUACCCUGGAGGCCAUAGGCGAUAGAAAUAAGAUUGACAAACAACACGGAGCGAAGUGCAAACCAUGUUGCUUUUAUUUGUCAUAUCAUUACUUGUUUUUAUUACGUCAUCUCAUUACUUUGAAAUGAUAAAUGAUCAAUGUAUUGUGAAUUAUUGAAUUACUAAAAGCACGUUGUGGAUAAAGAAACGUUAAAGGUUUUCACAUUGAUAAUUUAUUUGCUACUAGAGUUGUCUUGAAAUAUUGCAGGUAUUUUCAUAUUCUAUUCUAGUGAAAUCUUGAAUGAAAAUUUGUAUGUUAGUUUACUCUACCGAUUAUUAAUAGUUAUACCAAAAAAGUUUCCUAUUAAUCAAAGACACUCUGUUUGCACAUAUAAUAGAAUAUGUUUAAGUUUUUUUCACUACAAUAGUAGAAGCCGAUAGAAAAGAAGUUUUUUUGGUUUUAAAAUAAAGAUUGACUAAUUGGUGAGUUUUCUAACCAAUC
Messenger RNA from Wyeomyia smithii (pitcher-plant mosquito), 3208 nucleotides. RefSeq names its product pickpocket protein 28-like. The record is from RefSeq and is a predicted model, not a curated record. The transcript has 9 exons. The coding region runs from base 1 to 2745 and encodes 914 amino acids. Gene Ontology annotation, biological process: sodium ion transmembrane transport. Gene Ontology annotation, cellular component: membrane. NCBI's taxonomy places the organism in Eukaryota, Metazoa, Arthropoda, Insecta, Diptera, Culicidae. Gene Ontology annotation, molecular function: ligand-gated sodium channel activity.